Messenger RNA from Trichomonas vaginalis G3, 555 nucleotides. Its product is annotated as organellar and viral DNA polymerase type B. The transcript has a single exon. Lineage: Eukaryota; Parabasalia; Trichomonadida; Trichomonadidae. The annotation marks the transcript as partial. The record is from RefSeq and is a predicted model, not a curated record.
AUGAGUAUAGCUGCAUAUGCGUAUGAAGCUGACAGAGCUAAACGUUUAUAUUUUGGUCAAUACUCUCUCACACUUACUGACAAAUAUAUUGUUAUCAGUGAUGGAAAUACCGAGAAAUACAUAACAUGGAAGGACUAUGAAAAGUUUGACCCUAUUUUAACUCCAUGUACUAUGCCAUUCAUUGUAAAUGGUGAAGUUGUCAUGAAGAACGACACAACAGUAUAUAAGUCUGUUCAUGAAGCGUUAGAAUAUAUGUUGAAUUAUAAUCCCGAAAGAUUUGACCCAAGCACUACACCAUGUGCAAUGCCUUUUAUUAAGGACGGUGAAAUCGUAAGAGUUCCGGAUUCAACGGUUUACACAGCUGUUCAAAACAGUUUACAAAACAUUUUAGCGAAUAUCUUUAAUUCAGAAACUACAGAAAUAAAAUUACCAUAUAUAACAGAUGCUAAAGAAAUUAAAUCAAAAACGACAACAUUAUUUACGUCACUUAAUGAUUUAAUGACUUAUAUCAUUAAUAUUCCUGCACCAACUACAGCAUUUGAUCCAAACUCGACG